Molecule: messenger RNA, 2079 nt
Organism: [Candida] anglica
Lineage: Eukaryota; Fungi; Ascomycota; Pichiomycetes; Serinales; Debaryomycetaceae
Source: the annotation of a GenBank genome assembly
AUGACUUCUCCAUUGUUGUACGCACAAUAUGACCCCACCAACACAUACUUAGCAUCCGCUAUCGUGGAACUUGACUCUCACAAGAUCAGAGUUCAAUCCAUCAAUGCAGCACAAUCAUCUCUUAACACCGCUUUCAAACUUUCUUCAAAGCUUACUCUGAUGAGCUGGGGGUUUCUCUCUGGUUCAAGAGAAUCAAUUGAGAAUGAAUUUAUUGCUCUUGGGCUUUCUUCAGGAACAAUUCAAAUAUAUUCUCCAUUCUCCAAUGAAGUUCUUGCUGAAUUAGUAACACCAGCAAACUUAUCAAUCACUGAUUUCCAUUACUCUAAAGCCACCAGUACAGGAUGGUCUUGUGACAUUGGUGGAAAUAUUCAUGAAUGGGACUUAUCAACAUUUUCUUUGGUGCAAACCUUUAGCAUUAAUGAUUUCUUGGUUGAAAAUUCAGAACCAAUUUCAAAGAUUUCUACUGUCAAAUAUGAACAAGUCCCACAUUUGUUGGUUGCUACUCACUCCGUCUAUCUUGUCAAUAUUACCGAAAGACAAGUAGUAAAGACUUUCCCAGCUCAUAUUCAACCUGUAAAUACCCUUCAACCAAUCCAAUCAAACCCAGACUUGUUUUUCACCAGUGCCAUUAAUGAUCGUUUUAUUAAUUUAUACUCCAUUUCCAAGGUGGCUACCACUCUGAUCUUUGUCACUGAAGCUCCUGUGAUAUCCGUUGCAUUUGGUGGGAAUGGUGGUGAUCAUACUGUUUUGUCUGCCAUAACUGAAGAUGGAAAAGUUGAGGUUUUCAACGAUCCUCUUGUAGAACAAGCCAGUACAACUUCUACACCAAGUAGAAAGAAGAGAAGACAAGCACAAUCUCGUACUUCAGAUGGUACCCUUCAAAUCACUAGACCAGCAAAGGAAGCUAGAGCAACCGAUAACUUGAACGUUACCGCCAUUACUGUUAGUGGAGAAACCAUCGUUUUGACUUGGUUAGAAAAUGCAAGUUUACCAUACUUCGAAGUUGUUCAUUGGUUGGAUUCAUCCAAGGGACUUUGUAUUACUUCUAACAAAUCAAUUGAAAAGUCAAAGCCAGAUUUUACAUCUACAGUUCAUUCUCAAUAUGGUCAUGAUGUAGCGGCAACCAAACAUUACAACGAAGGUAAUGCUAUUGUUUCCGACGGAUCAAAUUUAAGAGACCUUCAAAAAGAUUCAGAUGAAGAAGAUGAUGAAGAAGAAGAAGAAUCCUUGGCAGAAAAAUUAGAUAAAUUGUCUACCGAACAAGCACAAAAAUCGAAGAAGAGUACUGAAAGAAAGAAGUUUGGUGUGGGUAGUAAUGUCACAGCUACUUUAACUAUCAUUCUUUCGCAAGCAUUAAAGAACAAUGAUCAUUCUUUGUUAGAAACUGUUUUAUCUAAUCGUGAUCCGACUGUUAUUCAAAAUACCAUUUCUAAGCUUGAUUCUGGACUUGCAGUAGUUUUAUUGGAUCGUUUAGCUGAACGUAUUGCUAGACAGACUUCAAGAUUUGAUCAAUUAAACUUCUGGUUGAAAUGGAUUAUUAUAAUUCAUGGUGGUAUUUUGACUAGUUUACCAAAUUUAAAUUCUAAAUUAUCAAACUUGCAUGCUAUUUUACUGAAGAAAGCUGAUGUUUUACCAAGAUUAUUGGAAUUACAAGGUCGUUUGAACUUGUUAUACCAACAAACCGAACUUAAACGUGAAAUCAUCGAAGAUGACGUCGACCAAGAAGAAGAAGAAAGUGAUGUUGAGUACAUUGAAGAACUUGAAGAUGCUCAAUUUAACGGUGACAUUUCGGAUGAUGACAUGGACAUGCAUGAUGAUUAUGAAGAUUCCGAUAUGGAGGGUGAAGAUGAAGAAGACAAUGAGGAUGACGAAGAAGAAGAUGAAGAUGAAGAAGAAGAAGAAUUCGAUGGUAAAACCGCAAACGCUUUAGAAUUAGAAGUUCCAGAAGAUGAAGAAGGUUAUAGUGACGUUGAAAUUGAAGUUCAAAAUGACUUAUUAGAUGAUGAAGAAGAAGAAGAAGAAAAAGCUGCCGAUUUAAAAGUUAAGGCCCAUAUCAAGAAUUUGAAGAAGCGGAAAUAA